This is a messenger RNA of Uranotaenia lowii, 734 nucleotides long. Its product is annotated as trypsin-7-like. The coding region runs from base 211 to 726 and encodes 171 amino acids. Gene Ontology annotation, molecular function: serine-type endopeptidase activity. The transcript is spliced from 3 exons. The record is from RefSeq and is a predicted model, not a curated record. Gene Ontology annotation, biological process: proteolysis. Lineage: Eukaryota; Metazoa; Arthropoda; Insecta; Diptera; Culicidae.
ACUCUCGUGAGCAGACCGAUUAAACGCCAAUGAAGGAAGACGCCUACAACAACUGAGUCCAACAACGCCCGCGCCGACAGUUUCGGCACCCCGUUGAUACGCCAAUAAAUCGACGGCCCUCCUGCUUCCGGAACUGGAUUUCCGGAGCCACGACGUCGCAACGCAACAGCACCUGCAGCAAACCCACGUGAUCAACAGGCUAAAUCAAUCAUGAUUCGGACGGGUAGCUCUUACCAUACGCGAGGUGGGGUGGUACUUCCGGUUGAGCGAUUCGUGCUGCAUCCCCACUUUGAGUACUACUACAGGGACUACGACUGCGCCCUGAUUCAGUUGAAGCAACCAUUCGAGGCAGCCAUUCCGGUUCCACUGAAGAGUGGUCGGAAGAGAUUUCGUGUCGGUGAAAGUUGCACCACCAUGGGCUGGGGAAGAACUGCAACCAGUAAAACAAGCCGCCAGAUGAUGACCGUUAAAGUCCCGGUUGUUACAAUAAAAACCUGUAGCAAAGUUCAUCUUAUCAUGCCGGUUACUAAACAGAUGAUGUGUGCUGGAUUUGCCGCAGGGGGGCCUGAUAUCUGUGAAGGAGACGGCGGAGGGCCAUUGAUGUGUCGUGGCGUUCAGGUCGGUAUCGCUUCGACGACAUCAGGGUGUGGUGAAGCAGAUAAAUAUGGCGUCUACACAGAUAUUACGCGUGUGAGAAUGUGGAUUUGGAACAUCACGAGGAUUUGAAUUUUAUC